AUGGAGACGGACGCCACGGCUGAGGCAGCAGCGGUUGCUUAUGAGGAUAUUAUCACUAGAUUUGGCGCUGCGCCAAUUACGGAUGAUCUUCUGAAGAGGUUCGAGACUGUCACGGGCACCAAGGCUCAUCCCAUGCUCCGUCGUGGUUUGUUCUACGCCCACAGGGACUUUGAAGAGUUCCUCAGCUACUACGAAAAGGGACAUCCCAUUUACAUAUAUACGGGUCGCGGCCCUUCAUCGGGGGCUCUGCACCUUGGACACCUUCUACCCUUCAUUUUCACCAAGUACCUCCAGGAUGCAUUCAAGUGUUACGUAGUUAUACAGAUCACGGACGACGAAAAGUUCCUCAGAAAUAGAAGCCUUUCUUAUGCAGAGGUAGAUAGCUAUACCAGGGAAAACAUCAAGGACAUUAUUGCAUGCGGCUUUGAUCCGGAUAAGACGUUUAUUUUUAUCAAUUCGCAGUACUUGAGCCUCAAAAACAGGUAUAGAUUCUCUUGCCUCGUCGACCGCAUGCUCCCUAUCAGUCAGCUGCGUGCCUCCUUUGGCUUCAGUAACGACGCAAACGUAGGAUAUGCAGCGUUCCCCCCGAAACAGAUGCUACCUGUAUACAGCACCUACUUUGAUGGCCUUCCUUUUACGAGAGUACCCCUCCCUGUCGGCACUGGUAACGAGGAUGCAGCAGAUGCAGUGAGCACCAAAAAGGCAUCCAAGAAGACACCCAAAAAGGACGCUGUCCUUUCUCCUGUGCAUGUUGUUGAAGAACUGUUCCCUGACAGCAAAAGGUACCAGAAGGCCAUGUGCCUUAUCGCCUCCGGUAUCGAGCAGGACCCUUACUUUCGAUUGGCUCGCGACCUGGCCCCGCGUAUGGGGCACCCUAAAAAUGCGUACUUGCUAGGGAAGUUCUUGCCUGGUCUCCAGGGAAGUGGCACUAAGAUGAGCGCCUCGGACCCAAAUAGUGCUAUCUAUUUGACGGACACCCCCGCACAGAUCAAAAAUAAGAUCAAUAGGUACGCAUUUUCAGGCGGCAGGGACACAGAAGAGGAACACCGUGCCUUCGGGGCAGACCUUAGUGUGGACGUGAGUGUUCGAUACCUUGAAGUCUUCAUGAAAGACGAUGCAGAGUUGGAAAAAUUGAAGGCAGACUAUAAAGCAGGCAAGCUUUUGACAGGGGAAGUCAAAGCGACACUCAUAGGCAUUCUGCAGGGACUUAUUAAGGAGCAUGCGGAAAGAAGAGAUAAAGUCGACACCACCAUGAUAGAAAGCUUCACAGUGAAGAAGGAGUUACAGUAG
Messenger RNA from Giardia duodenalis, 1290 nucleotides. Its product is annotated as Tryptophanyl-tRNA synthetase. Gene Ontology annotation, molecular function: ATP binding; tryptophan-tRNA ligase activity. Gene Ontology annotation, cellular component: cytoplasm. Lineage: Eukaryota; Fornicata; Diplomonadida; Hexamitidae. Gene Ontology annotation, biological process: tryptophanyl-tRNA aminoacylation. The coding region runs from base 1 to 1290 and encodes 429 amino acids. The transcript has a single exon. The record is from RefSeq and is a predicted model, not a curated record.